This is a messenger RNA of Cinara cedri, 2536 nucleotides long. The record is from the annotation of a GenBank genome assembly. NCBI's taxonomy places the organism in Eukaryota, Metazoa, Arthropoda, Insecta, Hemiptera, Aphididae.
AUGUCUGAGGAAAGUCGUUAUUUUAAAGUUGGAGAUUAUGUUGAUGUAAAUGAUAAUAAUUACGGAUCUUGGGUUAUUUGCAAAAUACUGAAGAUAAAAAAAGAUCCUGAAAUUGUUAAUUCACAUGAUCCUGAUGGUCCAGUGCAAAAUGAUGGACUUAUAUACGUUGUUGGAUUCUAUCAGUGAGUUUAAAUUUCAAAUUUUACAAAUGAAAUACGGUUUUAUGUAAUAAAAUUAUUUAUCCUGUAUGUUCACUUAGGAGUUCUGAAAUGUCUGAAGUAAAAUUGCAUGCUAUAAGGCCACACGCAAGGGAAAUUAUUCAUUUAAACAAUGUGAAACCUGGCGAUAAAUUGCUCAUGAACUACAAUAUGGAAUAUCCGAAGGAACGAGGCUAUUGGUUUGACGUAACAGUACAAUCGGUAAAAAUUUCGAGGAGAUGCAAUGAAGUCAUUGGGAAUAUAAUACCUGGACUCGGUAAAACUGUGUUGAAGAAUUGCCAUUUGACAUUUGUGGAUGAUAUUUAUACAAUAAAACCCUAUACACUACUUGUAAACAGAACCCCGGAUGAUGAUAAAUUGAUGCAAACGGAGCCAGUUACGAGUAAUAAUAUUUAUACUUAGAUUACAUAAUUAUUAUCGAUUUUAACAAAUCUUAAAAACCUUUAUCUUAAACAAUCUUUGUUGCAUGUAAAUAUGCCAAAGUCUUUGCAUUUUCUAUUGUUCCUAUGAUGAUCUUAGCAACAUCUAUAUCAAGAUAUUUAAAUAAGCUUUUUCUCGUUUUUCCUCUUGUUUUUUUUUUUCGAUUUUCCAAGUUUGAUGAGAAAACGCCCGAGAAAAUCGAAAAAAGACUACUGCAAAGUUUCUCCCCAGUCAGAUUUCCAAUUAGAAAAAUUGCUAUCAUAAUAACUAUAUUUUUACUUUAAUAUAGGAGCUGGUCCUUUGCGUUGUAUUGCUUGCAAAGAUAAUUUAGAGAAAUAUUGCAAAGAAUGUGGUUGCCAAAUUUGUGGUGGAAAGGACAAUGAAGACCGGCAAAUAAUGUGCGAUGAAUGUGAUCAUCCAUAUCACAUGUCGUGUCUUGAUCCACCAAUGGAGUUAAUUCCUGAAGACGACGAUUGGUUAGUGAAUUUAGAAUAUUGAAUAGACAAAUGGUAAUAUAGCAAUGUGAAUAUAAAUUAUAAUAUGUCUCAGGUACUGCCCAUCUUGUAAAACAGAAGAAAACGAUAUUGUUGGAGCCGGUCAAGAAUUAAAACAUAUAAAAAAAAAGAAAUCGACGUCGAAUCGUGAUUGGGGUAAGGGUUAUGCAUGCGUUGGUAGAGAAAAGACAUGCGAUAUUGUACCUGUAGACCAUUUUGGUGCUAUUCCCGGUAUUGAGGUUGGGACUACUUGGCUUCUUCGUUCGCAAGUAGGUUUUGGAAAAUCUAUUGCUUGAGCAUAUUAAUUUGUUAAAUUUAUACUUAGGUAUCUGCAUCCGGCGUUCACCGUCCUCCUACUGGAAGAAUACAUGGCCGAGAUAAAGUCGGAGCAUUUUCAAUCGUAUUCAGUGGAGGUUAUGAGGAUGAUGUUGAUAACGGGGACGUAAUUAUGUAUACCGGGUCUGGCGGAAGGAACUUGAAAGAUAAAAACAAAAAACCGGUGAAACAAAGUAUUAAGAAAGAGCUGACACGUUCCAACAGGUAUAACUGAUAAUAUUCUUACUGAAAAGUAUUUAUCGCAAAAUUAUAAUGUAUAUAAUUAUCAAAAUAAUAAUUUUUAGAGCUUUGGCACUAAACUGCGACUCCGAAUUGAAUGUAAAUGGAGCUAAUGCAGUGAAUUGGAAGGACGGAAAACCUUUGCGAGUUAUAAGAUGUAGUAACUCAAAACACUCAAAAUAUGCUCCGGAGUUGGGAUAUAGGUAGGCAUAAGACGUUUUAAGAUUGUUUUAAACUUGUUCAUUUUUUUUUUACUUCUUCAUUCCAACUCUUCGGGUGAUCGGCUGUCUUUAAUAGAGACUUUCACUUGACCAAUUGUUUCAAAUGAAAAAUUAUAAUUACAAUUUGAAAGUGCGAAGAAACAAUAAUUAUAAAAACGAACACCGUGUAAAUAGGAACAACCAAAAAACCUUAUUCUAUUGAAAUUUAUUCCAUUAUUUUAUAGGUAUGAUGGUCUUUACAAAGUUUAUUCAUACUUCCCAGUACGCGGUUUAUCCGGGUAUAUUGUUUGGCGGUAUGUAUUAAAAAGGGAUGAUCCAGCACCAGCACCUUGGACACAAGAAAGCACAGACAAUAUGGCCAAAAAGGGUCGGGAAAUAAUUGUAAGUUCUGUUAAAAAAUAUCACAAUAUAAAUUAUUGGGAAAAUUAUGUAUCGUUUCAUUGUAAUUUGUUUUAAGAUUCCUGAAAAUUAUAACAUCAAAACAACAAUCAAACAAGAGAAAAGGCCUUUCAAAGAAAAUGAGGAGAGUAAUGAGUCUACGAGCGGUUCAUCAAAAACAGAAGGCAUUACGGAUGAUAUGAAAAAGAAGANAAUUUUUAAUAUUAUUUCUAUUGAUAUUAUAUUGUAA